ACUAUGAUAAACAGAGUCUGAUGGGACAAUCAAGCAACUUCAUUUAAGUGUGAGAGAGGCUAUGAAGCCACCUAACGGUAGAAAGAUCGUUCUGAGGUUCAAUGAUAGACUGCAACCAGUUGGAAAUGAAGCUGGUAUACUAAGCGGCGUUGUCGGAAUGCUGGGAUCUGACUACACCAAAUUUCCAAUCUGCGAGAAGGACUGGAGAAAGGUUCGCUCUAGGGACAAGAUAUAUAAUGAAUGUGUAAAGGAAUUGUUCCAUUUUGAAGAAGAUAGUCAAGGAAUUAUCAAGCGUACGAUUUUAAAAAUGCUAGGAAGGGCUUGGAAGGAUACGAGGAGCCAUUUGUAUCAUUACUUUUACAAAGCAGAUCGGACCCUUGAAGAAAAUAUUAGACGCCGUCCACCGGGAAUUACUGCGGAUCAUUGGAGAUGGUUCCUCGAUUAUCGCAACAGUGAAGACACAAAGGAGAAGUGUAAGAAAAAUGCUGAGAAUCGAUCGAAGCAGUUAUACACUCAUACUGGCGGAUCGAAAAGCUUGGCAAGGCUCGAAGAAGAAGAGUCAGAACGACUGGGGCGUCCAGUUAGUAGGGGGGAGUUGUUUGUCUUAACACACAAACGACCUAAUGGAUCCUAUCUCCAUGAUGCAGCUCGGGCUAUUGGUAAUUGCGGAGAUUGAGCAACAUGAUGAAUCGUCUAGACUGUUAUCUCAGAAUGAUUCACUUGCUCAAGCUCUUGGAAAGGAGCACCCAGGUAGAGUGCGUGGCAUGGGAAUCGGACCGACUACUAGUCAAGUGUUCGGUACGAACUCAUCUCAAUCGAGCAUUGGAACUCAAAGGGAGGAGACCCAAAGGGUGUUGCUUGAACUGCAAGCAGAGCUGGCGGCUGAGAAAUUAAAAAGGAAGGCAAUGGAGAGUGCUCUUAUGUGUCUAGUUCGAGGGCAAGGUGGGGAGCUGCCACCAAACGUGGCUGCAUGGAUGAAUUCAUUGGAGGGACAGAGUAGAGAGUAGAUCUAAGGAUUUGAAAUGUUUUCUUUAAGUUAAAUAUACACUUUUUUAUUGUUGAUUAUGCAACUCUUAGUAAGGAAUACACU
Molecule: messenger RNA, 1090 nt
Organism: Arachis ipaensis
Lineage: Eukaryota; Viridiplantae; Streptophyta; Magnoliopsida; Fabales; Fabaceae
Source: RefSeq, a predicted model, not a curated record